Messenger RNA from Meleagris gallopavo (turkey), 1811 nucleotides. RefSeq names its product poly(ADP-ribose) polymerase family member 3 (gene PARP3). Gene Ontology annotation, molecular function: NAD+ poly-ADP-ribosyltransferase activity. Gene Ontology annotation, cellular component: nucleolus; site of double-strand break. The record is from RefSeq and is a predicted model, not a curated record. NCBI's taxonomy places the organism in Eukaryota, Metazoa, Chordata, Aves, Galliformes, Phasianidae. Gene Ontology annotation, biological process: protein poly-ADP-ribosylation; double-strand break repair.
AGCCGGACCUUCCCGGAAGGGCAACCCGGCAUCUCUCUCUCCCACAGCUUGCUGCUCGGAGGCUGAAGCCCCACGGGGGCAGCUGGCCCAUGGCCCCCAAGCGCCGAGCACCCCCUGCAUCCCAGCCCGCUGAUGGGGGCAAGAAAGAAGGGGGGCAGGAGGAGGAGGAGGAUGCCUGGAGCUCGGCGCUCACUGCCUUGAAGGCAGCCCCCAAGGAGAAGCCCCCCGCCACCAUUGAUGGGCAGUGUCCCCUGAGUGCAGGGCCUGAUGCACAGGUCUAUGAGGACUAUGACUGCACCCUGAACCAGACCAACAUCAAAGCCAACAACAACAAGUUCUACAUUAUCCAGCUUAUCAUGCAUGAUGGUACCUACAGCACCUGGAACCGCUGGGGACGUGUGGGAGAAGUGGGCCAGUCCAAGCUCCUGCCAUUCACCUCUCUGGAAGCUGCCAAGAAGGAUUUUGAGAAAAAGUUUUGGGAAAAGACCAAGAACAGCUGGGCAGCACGGGAGAACUUCGUGGCCCAGCCAGGAAAGUACACCUUGAUCGAGGUGCAGCCCGGCGCCGGGCAGGAGGUGACCCUCAGGGCGGAUGGUGUGGGUGAUGAGAAGGUCUCCAAGUGCCGCACGCUGCCUUGUGCCUUGGAUGAGACCACGCAGAAGCUGGUGGCCCUCAUCUUCAGCAGCGACAUGUUCCGCCACGCCAUGCAGACCAUGAAUAUUGAUGUGAAGAAGAUGCCACUGGGGAACCUGAGCAAGCAGCAGAUUGCUCGGGGCUUCGAGGCACUGGAGGAGCUGGAGGCAGCACUGGGGGAGCAACCCUGCAGGAUGUCCCGGCUGGAGGAGCUCUCCUCACGCUUCUACACCAUUGUGCCCCACAACUUUGGGCGGGCACGGCCACCCCCCAUUGAUUCUCCCGAGCUGCUGCGUGCCAAGAAAGACAUGCUGCUGGUGCUGGCUGACAUCGAGGUGGCACAGAGUCUGCAGGCACAGAAGGUGGAGGAGGAGGAGGAGGUGGUCGCCCACCCCCUGGACCGGGACUACGCCCUGCUGUGCUGCCAGCUCACCCUGCUGGAGCACACCUCCCAAGAGUAUGAGAUGAUCCUGAACUAUGUGGCACAGACAGGGGGCCAGGUCUACAUCCUCAACAUCUGGAAGGUGGCCCGAGAGGGUGAGGACAAGCUCUUCCAGGCCCAUGACCACCUGGAGCACCGGCGCCUGCUGUGGCACGGCACCAACGUGGCAGUGGUCGCGGCCAUCCUGAGGAAUGGGCUGCGCAUCAUGCCCCACUCAGGGGGACGCGUGGGCAAGGGCAUCUACUUUGCCUCUGAGAACAGCAAGUCUGCUGGCUACGUGGGCUGCACAUCCAAGCGAGUUGGCUUGAUGUUCCUGACGGAGGUGGCUCUGGGCAAACAGUACUGCAUCACCCGCGAUGAGCCCACGCUGCAGCAGCCGCCCGAUGGCUAUGACAGCGUCCUGGCCUGUGGGCGCACGGAGCCAGACCCUGCACAGGAUGUGGAGGUGAUGCUGGAUGGGAAGAAGGUGCUGGUGUGCCAAGGCAAGCCGAUCCCCAUGCCCGCCUACAAGGACUCAUCCUUCUUCCAAAGCGAGUACCUCAUCUACCAGGAGAGCCAGUGCAGGAUCCGCUAUCUCGUCCAGCUCCGCUUCUGAGAGCACCAGGCUCCUUGUGUCCCCUCUUGGGGCAGAGUGCCACCAGUCUGGAAUGCAGGAAUCCAGCCCUUGUGGCUGCUCACUUGGGUGUGAGAUGGGGCAUCCAGCCUGCUCCCAAUAAAUCCACUGUGCCUUGCACCA